Messenger RNA from Laetiporus sulphureus 93-53, 1481 nucleotides. Its product is annotated as Scramblase-domain-containing protein. NCBI's taxonomy places the organism in Eukaryota, Fungi, Basidiomycota, Agaricomycetes, Polyporales, Laetiporaceae. The transcript has 10 exons. Bases 40 to 1131 code for a protein of 363 amino acids. Gene Ontology annotation, molecular function: phospholipid scramblase activity. The record is from RefSeq and is a predicted model, not a curated record. Gene Ontology annotation, biological process: plasma membrane phospholipid scrambling. Gene Ontology annotation, cellular component: plasma membrane.
CAUCGGUAAAUACUACCAGCUGCCGUCCAUUGACUGUUGAUGCUUGCGAGAAAUAUUGCGACUGCGCAUUGCUUGCCCCGUUGCUUCCCUGCUCGUCACGUUCUUCUCUGCAGAGAGUUUCGCCGUCAUUACGCCCUUUCUCGGUUUCCUGACCGUGCUCCUGGCGGCAGUAGACGUCGUCCCAGGAUCGACCCUCUGGAGAAACGUUCACGGCUGCAUCCUGAAUCAGGGGCAUUUCAAGGCUUUCCAUAUGAAGAACAGCCCUCAGUUGAGCAAUCACCGCUGUGGGAGGCCAGCCGAAGGGAGCCGUUUAGCGAUCCUGAGGAGGGCCUGAAACAGCUACUCCUCGGACAUAAUCAACUAGUGGUCACCAGACAAAUAGAGAUGCUCAACCUGUUCAUAGGGUUCGAGCAGUCAAACCGAUAUGUGAUCACGGACGAAAACGAGGUGACGCUUGGAUACAUCGCCGAGGAGCCUCGGGGUAUGCUAUCUUCUUUCGGACGACAGGUAUUCAGGACGCACAGGCCGUUUCGAGCCGUCGUCAUGGACAGCGCCGGAACUCCAAUUCUCUGGCUUCGACGGCCGUUCGCAUUCAUAAACUCGCGGAUGUUCGUCCAGAGACUGAAGAAUUACACUGAGUAUACUGUCGAUGGCGAACCUGUCCUUGACACUUUUGGCGAGGUACAACAGCGAUGGCACCUCUGGCGGAGAAGAUAUGAUCUCUUUCUCAGGGAAGACCGACGUCGUAUCCUCUCAGUAGCGACGGAACCACAGCCUGAACCAGACUCGAUAUCAUUCAAACAAUUUGCCUUGAUAGAUGAAGGUUUGUUGGCAUGGAGCUUUUACUUCAAGGAUGCUCGAGGAGAGGAGAUAGCGAGCGUGAGGCGUGCCUUUCGUGGACUUGGUCGUGAGAUAUUUACAGAUACAGGGCAAUAUUUCGUUCGCUUCAAUCCAACUCUGCCUGACUCUAUGGAUUUGACCGAACGGAGGCCGACUGUCAUCCGAGGUUUAAGUUUGGAGGAACGUGCACUUGUUCUAGCGAUGGCGGUCAAUAUAGAUUUUGACUACUUCUCUCGUCACUCACGAGGAGGUCCUGGCUUUGGAUUCUGGUGGUUCUCUGUCGGAGAGUGAUCAAUCAUGUCGAUCAGGUUAGCGGCUGCCAAGUGCAAUCUGUGUUCACAUUGCACGUUGCUUCCAACAGCUCGCGUUCCCGCUGUCAUUUAAACGACCGGCCCCAGUAUCGCGCUCUUUGAUCACACAUGCAGCGCGUGGUCUUCCGUCUCGUACAGGAACGAAGGGCGUUCUACCGCAUGUUCAUCACGACGGCGGGUACCGCGGAAUGCAACCAUGAGCGGUGAAAGCAAUGGGCUGCAGGAUUGUAUCAGACUUAUUGUGGCAGUGUCCCAUACUAUGAGUAGACUGGAUGGAUGUGACCCGAGCUGUAAUGUAGUGCAUAGCCAGCCUCGGUAGCUUGUCUGCCC